ACUAAAGCACUAUAUUGAAUUUGAGCCCAUAUUAUAUAAUACACAUUUUGAUUUACAUUUUCGUUAAGUUUGAAAGAUCAAUAUCUCUCAACCAUAUGAUGGCAUCCCAAACUAUUAAUGAAAAAUUUGUGGAGUUACAAAAAUCAAAGCAAACACCCCAAAAUUCACGACCGAAAAUACAAAGGGUGGCAGAGUAUCUCAGAAAUAGAAAAAACUUUGAGAAGCAUUACUCGCCCAAGUUGUUGUCGGUAGGUCCUAUCCAUCAUGACAACACAAAUUUGAAGUUAGGAGAGAAGUACAAGCUUAUGUGGGCAGCAAAAUACAUCGAAAACACUGGACACAUUCCAGAGGAUCUGCACAAAAAGAUUGCAGAUAACAUUGAUGAACUGAAGGGUCAUUUUGGCGACGAUGUUUUAACUUUAACUGGCAAGUCUCUUGAAGGCUUUGGAAGCCUCGAAGAAAAGCUGUCGUGGAUGUUGUUCGUGGAUGGAUGUUCUUUGUUGUAUAUCUUAGAGAAAGCCAAGCUUGAUGAACCUGGGCACAUGAAUAUUAAAGUUGAUCAACUGGUUCUUGUGAUGAUGGAUGUGCUUCUGUUGGAGAAUCAACUUCCUUACGUAGUACUCAAGCUAUUGUGGAAAGAUAACGAUAGUGAAUUGAUAAAAAGCAUGAUGACUUUCCUCGACUGUCAUCAUUGGGCCACACCAGAUGAGUCACAGCCAGAUAAGGAGAAGGACAUGGUUCCAAAAGGAAAGGGAGAAGGAGAACAUAGUGUAUCAAUAACAAAUGAGUCCCAGUUAGAGACACCCACUCAUCUUCUUGAUCUUCAGCGUAAAAUCAUCCUCACUACAUCUAAUUCCAAGACUAAAAGCAAUGAAGCUAACAACAAUAAAUGGAGUCAGAAGAAUUCAGAUGAAAAUGUCAAGAAGAAUUCAAAGGAAGAUGUCAAGAUGAUGACAUACAGGAGCAUACAAGAUCUAAGAGCAGUCGGAAUAAGACUUAAGUCAAGUGCGACACGGAGGCCAACAGACGUAGAUUUCUCUGCAGGAUGGUUCGCUGCGAAACUGACUCUUCCUGAGAUCGUUGUGGACGACACUUCAGCCGCAACUUUCCUCAACCUGAUAGCAUAUGAGAUGUGUCCAGAUUUUGAGAACGACUACGGAAUUUGUUCGUUUGCAGCUUUCAUGGACUCACUCAUUGACCGUCCUGAAGAUGUGAAGGAAUUGAGAUCAAAAGGGAUUUUGCUCAAUUCCCUUGGGAGUGAUGAGGAAGUUGCCGAUUUUUUCAAUAUCAUAAGUACUGACUUGGUACCUAAUACAAAAAUAUAUUUUGAAGUCAGAGAAAAAAUACAUGAGCAUUACUGUAAUAAAUGCAAGACUUGGAUAGCGCUGGGUUUUCACACUUACUUCAGUAAUCCUUGGGCCAUUAUUGCAUUCCUUGCUGCGUUUAUCGCCCUUGCUCUAACUUUCAUUCAAACAUGGUUUGCGGUUGACCCGGCUUGCUAGUAAAGGUGGUUUGUUAUGGCAAUGUUGCUUUUGUACGAUUAAAUUAUGUUACAAAAAUAGGUCAAGUGUGUGUUGGCAUUGCACCGUAAUAAUUGUCUUCUGGUAAGGCAAUUAGUGCACUUCAACUCUCUAAGAAUUGUGUUGAAAAUUUUUUAAAAUUUUUUGGGUUAAGUUGGUGUGUCCCUUGAGUAUCUCAUAAAUGAUGAGUGCCUUUUUUCUUU
Medicago truncatula (barrel medic) is the source of this 1723-nucleotide messenger RNA. RefSeq lists its product as uncharacterized. The record is from RefSeq and is a predicted model, not a curated record. The transcript has 2 exons. Lineage: Eukaryota; Viridiplantae; Streptophyta; Magnoliopsida; Fabales; Fabaceae. The coding region runs from base 96 to 1502 and encodes 468 amino acids.